GGGAAUCUGAUUGUGGGAUUUUAGGGUCCUGCUGCUUAAUAGGGGUUUUUUUUGGGUUGUUUCUGUAACAUUACACCUGACAAUUUAUUAAAUAUGGGAGAGAAGUUGCAAAGUCAAAAAACCUAUUCCUGUUCUUUUUCUGAUUGCAAACCUUUGGAGCCAGAGGCUCAUCUGUGCAAACACACAUUGGAACCAUUUUCCUGUGGAAACUGUGACAAGAGUUUCUACACUCAACAUCAGCUCACCAGGCAUGAGUUGAGUCAUCGUGAGGAGAAUCCUAUCACAAAGAACCAUGCAUCCAACGUCAAGGAGCUCCAGAAAAACCACUUUCAUUGUGAUCAUGAGGGAUGUGGAAAGGAGUUCCACAAAAGAAACCAGCUGAAAGCUCACAUGUGUGAGCAUCAACCUCUGUUUGCAUUUCAUUGUAGAUUUCCUGGAUGUGCUAAAGAAUUUCUCAGCCAUGGAAAAAGGAAGCACCAUGAGAAAGUGCAUCAAGGUUAUUCCUGCAACAUUGAGGCGUGUCCCUUUCAGGCUAAAACGUGGACUGAGCUUCAGAAGCACAAAAAAGAACAUCAAGUUAAGGUGCCAUGUGGAGAGUGCCAAAGGCUUUUCAGCAACAAGUGGUUCCUGCACCUGCAUGAGUUGCGUGUCCACUCUGAGGUGAGGAGGCUUCUUUCAUGCCCCAGAGAAGGUUGUGACAGGAAGUUCACAUGGCGCUUCAACUUGGAGAGUCAUGUUCUGGGAGACCAUGAGGGGAAGAAGCCUUUCAGCUGUGCUCAUCCUGGCUGUGGGAAGAGCUUUGCCAUGAAGGAGAGCCUGUGGAGACAUGGAGUGGUGCACGACCCUGCAAAGAAGAAAAUGAAGAAACUGGAAUCCAAAAAGAAUUCUCCAAAACAGAAGAAGCAACAGAUCCCACCUGAGGCUGCAGCCAGUCAAGAGGAAACCAACAAGCUAGCUGCAAGCCUGCAGUCUACAACUUUAAAUGAUGUAUCUUGAAGUGGCUCCAUUGAAACAAUCAUCUUGUUUUUGUGUGAAAAGCUUCAUUAAAGCAUCAAACCAGC
Oryzias melastigma (Indian medaka) is the source of this 1061-nucleotide messenger RNA. It is a transcript of the gene gtf3ab, whose product is annotated as general transcription factor IIIA, b. The transcript has 8 exons. The record is from RefSeq and is a predicted model, not a curated record. Bases 94 to 996 code for a protein of 300 amino acids. Gene Ontology annotation, cellular component: nucleus. NCBI's taxonomy places the organism in Eukaryota, Metazoa, Chordata, Actinopteri, Beloniformes, Adrianichthyidae.